Orussus abietinus is the source of this 1729-nucleotide messenger RNA. RefSeq names its product lysosomal aspartic protease. The record is from RefSeq and is a predicted model, not a curated record. The transcript is spliced from 8 exons. Gene Ontology annotation, molecular function: aspartic-type endopeptidase activity. Gene Ontology annotation, biological process: cell death; proteolysis. Gene Ontology annotation, cellular component: lysosome. NCBI's taxonomy places the organism in Eukaryota, Metazoa, Arthropoda, Insecta, Hymenoptera, Orussidae. The coding region runs from base 164 to 1315 and encodes 383 amino acids.
AACGACUGCAGGAACUUUUCUGUCGCAGUGUUACUGGCUGCAUUUCACUUUAUUAUAUGCGUUGCGCGUCGGCAUCGGUUGUAUGAUUAGUGCGAAUUGAGAAUAAAAUUGUAAUUACGUGCCCCGAGUAUUCGCAGUACAUCACACCCAGGAUUUGGAAAAAAUGUGGCAUUCGAUUGUCUGGGGGCUCUUCGCCUUAGCUCUGGCUAAUGGGGAUUUAAUAAGAUUUCCUGUUCAUAAGAUGAAGACUGCUAGAAUGGCAUUAAAAGAAGUAGACACUGAUGUUCAGCAUGUUCUACUUCACCAGGGAGAUCCUACUCCAGAACCUUUGUCGAAUUACUUAGAUGCUCAAUACUACGGUGUCAUUGCCAUUGGCACGCCUCCACAAGAGUUCAAAGUAGUUUUUGAUACCGGAUCGUCAAAUCUUUGGGUACCAUCCAAAAAAUGUCACGUGACUAAUAUUGCGUGUUUACUUCAUAACAAAUAUAAUAGCAAGACAUCGACUACUUAUGUUGUCAAUGGCACCAAAUUUGCUAUUCACUAUGGUUCUGGAAGUCUAUCUGGUUUCUUAUCCACUGAUACGGUGACUCUGGCUGGUGUUAAUGCUGCAAAUCAAACAUUUGCCGAGGCGAUGAGUGAACCUGGACUUGCCUUUGUUGCUGCUAAAUUCGAUGGUAUUUUGGGAAUGGCUUAUCCUAGAAUUGCAGUAGAUGGUGUAACGCCAGUUUUUAAUACUAUGGUUCAACAAGGCUUAGUGCCUCAAGCAAUUUUCAGUUUCUACUUAAACAGGAAUCCAUCUGCAAAGAUUGGUGGUGAAAUGAUACUUGGUGGUUCCGAUCCUGAUCAUUAUACCGGCGAAUUUACAUACGUUCCAGUAUCUCGAAAAGCUUACUGGCAAUUUAGAAUGGAUACAAUGAAAAUAGGCGAUCAGGCAUUUUGUAAGAAUGGAUGUGAAGCCAUUGCUGAUACUGGUACUUCCCUAAUUGCUGGUCCUGUCGAAGAAAUUCAAGCUAUCAACAAAGCGAUUGGAGCAACGCCAAUUAUGGCUGGAGAAGCAAUGGUAAAUUGCAAUGAAAUCCCUAACUUGCCAACCAUAGAUUUUAUAGUUAAUGGCAACAGUUUUUCUCUGACAGGUGAAGAUUACAUUUUAAAGAUGUCUCAAUUUGGCAAAACUAUUUGCUUAAGUGGUUUUAUGGGUAUGGAUAUUCCUCCUCCCAAUGGACCAUUGUGGAUUUUGGGAGAUGUUUUCAUCGGGCGUUUCUAUACCGAGUUCGAUAUGGAAAACGAUCGCAUAGGAUUCGCUAUCGCAAAAUGAAUCUAGCCUGCAACAAUCGCUGUUGUCAUUAAAAGUAUAAUCGACCAUUUUUAUAAUUAUAACAAAGGGCUGUAAUUAAAAAAUUAUAAGUUUCAUUUUCAUAGAAUAAAAUGUAUACAUGAAUAGUUAAGACUCAAUGCCGUGAACAAAUUGUAGAUCGGAUUCCUCAUCAAUUGGGAAAUUAUUGUUCUUUUGUUAUAAAUACUCUUUAUAAAAUAUGACACCUAUAUAUUAAAAAAAUGGACACUGCUCAAUAGGCAUGAGAUUAAAAUUAACUUAUAUAAAGAGUUGGCUAAGAUAUCAAUGUAACUCUCGAUUAAUUCGUUACAUCUGACCUGUAAGUUAUGAGAUUGACUUUGUGUAAUUAUUUAGCAGGGUAAAUAAAUAUUUCAUUUUUCAAAUGUUGCCCUUAAA